Messenger RNA from Diachasma alloeum, 2915 nucleotides. RefSeq names its product chromosome transmission fidelity protein 18 homolog (gene cutlet). The record is from RefSeq and is a predicted model, not a curated record. Lineage: Eukaryota; Metazoa; Arthropoda; Insecta; Hymenoptera; Braconidae. Bases 122 to 2761 code for a protein of 879 amino acids. Gene Ontology annotation, molecular function: ATP hydrolysis activity; ATP binding. The transcript is spliced from 4 exons.
AAUUAUCCGUCAGAAUGAAUCCUCACGUCUAAUACUCGUCGCGUUAUUUAAUACUAAUUUAAUUGAGAAGUGAUUCUAGAAAGUUUUGAGUGCUCUGGGAGCGUAACAACUCCCGUUCAAAAUGGACCCCAGUGAAUUUCCCGAUUCUGAUGAGGAAUAUGAUCUCAUACCAACUGAUGUAUACAAGGCUUCGAGGCCUCCAAAAGAACCCCCGCCACCCUCGGCGUUACCAAACGGACCGAGCACCCCCGCCCCCUCGGACCAACCGGACUUCCCGGACGACGACUUCCCAAUCGAGGACGAGCUCAACUCCCUCCAGGAGUCGGCCUUGGCCUCCCCAAGAGGGUCAGCCCCAAAGCCUCCCCCCGAGAAAGCGAAGAAACGAACCUUCGAGGAGCUGCGAAGAGACGUGGCAGAGCUCCUCAACAGUUGUCCCUCCACGUCGACCCUAGACCCAGCAGACCCAGAGCUGUUCGACCUCGGUCGGCAGGAUAAAAGGCCCCGUUGGAACCAGCCAAAAGAGGUGAUCGAGGCGAUUCACCAGGAGACCCUGAGGAACCGCCUGGUUCACGAGGGAAAGGUCCCCCAGGCCGUGAACAAGGCCUGGAGGUCGACCCCGAGGGAGACGAUAUCCUUGAAGAUCCCCUCCUGGAAUUUCGUGGCCCUGACGAGACCCGCGGACUCUCAAAGAAUUUACGUUCGACUUCGGCCGAAAAAUCCAUCGAAAAUCGUGGAGGUGACGCCGGCCGGAGGUCUCCUCAAUGUCAAUUACGAGAAAUUGAAGGAAGAGGCGGAGAAAAUCCUGGUUGAGAAGGUGCAGAGGGAGAGUCUCCCUCAGCCGGAGGGCCCAGAGACCUCCGCCUCGCUGGGCGAUGAACUCUGGGUCGACAAAUACCGUCCCAGGUCGUACAUGGAACUCCUGUCUGAUGAAGCUGUCAACAGUCGGUUCUUACACUGGAUCAAACUCUGGGACAAAGUCGUCUUCGGGCGGGAGCUGGUCAGGAAACGAGCGCCUGUGGAGAGACCUGGAUGGAAGAAGUUCGUGAAGAAGGAGGAGGUCGAGCUGGUGGACAAGAGGGGCUUCCCGGUGCACAAGAUUGCACUGUUGAGUGGCCCUCCGGGGUUGGGGAAGACCACUCUGGCUCAUCUGGUGGCGAGACAUGCGGGGUAUAACGUCGUGGAGAUCAAUGCCAGUGAUGAGAGGGGUCCAGAUGCUUUCAGGCAGGCGCUGUUGUCUUCAACUCAGAUGAGAUCUCUGAUAGGAGCAGACCCAAGGCCCAACUGUCUCGUCCUGGAUGAGAUUGAUGGGGCUCCAGCACCUUCGAUCGAACUUCUCCUCAAGUUCGUUCAAGGGAAGUUAACGGCCAAGGGGAAAAAGUCGAAGGAACUUUCUGCCAAGGAUAAUGAGUACUGCAAGAGGCCUAUUAUCGGCAUCUGUAACGAGGCCUACACCCCCGCCUUGAGGUCGCUGCGACAAAUGGCAUACAUAAUAAACGUCCCCAAGGUCUCCCCAGCGAACCUAGCAGGCCGUCUGGCCACAAUAGCCCGUCGUGAGCACCUGAAAAUCAAGGAAGGCACGUUAAUCCAGCUAGCAGAGAGAUCUGGUUGUGACAUUCGAGCCUGUCUGGGUGCCCUCCAGUACCUGGGCGCAGACUGUGGUAAGUCAAACCACAGCCUCGGCAACAAGGACAUGAAGAAGUCGAUCUUCGAGGCCUGGAGGGAGAUCCUGCAGGUCCCCAUGGACAGGGCUGGGCCCCUGACCCCGAGAGAACGAGCCCAGAGGAUUCUGCAGGUGUCCCACAGCGAGAACUCAGAGAGAUUGACUCAGGGGGUUUUCGAGAACUACCCCCCGAACUGUCACGAGAAGAUGAGCAAGGUAUCGAUAUCUUUGGAAUGGUUUCAACUGUACGACAGGAUCACGACAGUCGUCAACACGACGCAGGAUUGGACAGUGGCAGGGUACACUGGCUACUGCUUCGUCACUUGGCACUUCGGUUUUGCUGGUACAGUCAAUCCUAAAUUAACGUUCCCCCAUGUAGCUGGAGACGUCUGGCAGAAGACCACCAAAACAAUGGGGAUAUUGUCGGUGGCUAGGAAGUCUCGUGGGCAAGACACUGCAACAAUUGUCCUGGAUAUUGCACCUUUUCUGUUUGAAAUUCUCAAUCCAAAGCUGAGGUCGGUGGCUAGCAAUCUUUACUCUACCAAAGAGAAAGCUGACUUUGAGAGGCUGAUAGAUGUCAUGCUGGAUCUGGGGAUCUCCUUCGUGCAGGAGAAGAGCGAGGAAGGAGCUCUCGAUUAUAAGAUUGAACCUGAUCUCUAUGAGGCGGGGAUUUUCCCUGAUUGCAAGGCUCGGAGGCCGUUGUCGUAUGCUGUUAAGCAGAUUGUGGCGCACGAGCUGGAGGUUGAGAGGUUGAGGAGAGCCGCUGUUGCCUGGGGCGCCUCGAGUGAGCCUGAGGGGUCGAAGGAUGGUGAGGACGAGGUUUCAAAGCCGAAAGAGCCCAUACCGUCUGCCAGUGCCUUCAGGCCGAAUCAUCUGAGCGAGAUGGAGAUGGUUGUUACUCCUAAAGCGACGAAGUUCAGGAACUUUUUUGAGGGGUUUACGAAACCUUCGGUGAAUAAUGUUGUGGAGACUUCACCGAAGGGGGAUAAACCUGGGAAGCAGUACCGAAAUUUAAUUGCCAAGUAUGGGGUUUGGUAUAAAUAUACAGAGGGAUCCAGUAAUUCAAUUCGACGAAAUGUGUCUAUGGAAGAUAUUUUGUGAAAAACUUGAAAUAAUUUUUUUUUGCGGUGAUGACAAUGUAAUUACAUUAAUAAUUUAGUUCGAUAAUUAUUUUUUAUUAUUUGUACAGAUACUUUUGUGAAGGAAUGAUGGGGGAAUUGUAUAUUGAAUUGUAUAGUUUUUAGUUUUGAUAAUA